CGGCAGCAGUAGUGUGUGAGGCACUGGUGAGGACGGAGGUGCUGUUCGCCAAGAUCCCACGGACGCGCGCACACUUGAACAUUAAGAACGCAGAACAUUUGUGAAUAAGUGCCAGUGAGCGUCUACUCAUGAGAUACUGGAUAAUACUCAGCGCGGUGCUGGCCACAGGCUGGUGCUGCGGAUUCCCAGGGGCGCCGGCACAUUCUACCGUCACCUUCUCCAACGACCAACUGAGCCCCAACACUGUGGCCACGUACUCCUGUGACCGGGGCUUCGAGCUGCUGGGUCCAUCACGGAAGAUAUGUGGAAUGAACGGGACCUGGACACCUGCUGGGAUACCCUUCUGUGUGCUCAACGUGGCGGCAGGCAAAGCUCCCAUGCAGUCGUCAGUGGCCGAGGGCGGCAUCCCGCAGAAAGCGGUUGACGGCUCCAGCUCCACAAGUUUCACCACAGACACCUGCACUCUGACUGCACAGGAGCGGCAGCCGUGGUGGUACGUCAAUCUUCUAGAACCCUACAUGGUGCAGCUCGUCAGGCUGGACUUCGGCAGGUCCUGCUGUGCGGAGGACCAGCCGGCUGUGGUGGUGGUGCGCGUGGGCAACAACCGGCCAGACCUAGACAGCAAUCCGAUCUGUAACCGUUUCAUUGGCUUGCUGAAGGAAGGGCGACCGCUGUUCCUGCCCUGCAACCCACCUAUGCCUGGUGCCUUCGUCAGCGUGCACAUCGAGGGUCCGCCUGGUGUGCAGCUGUCCAUUUGUGAAGCCUUUGUGUACACGGACCAGGCUCUGCCGAUAGAGAGGUGUCCGUCUUUCCGUGACCAGCCUCCCGGCAGCACCGCCACUUACAACGGGAAGUGUUACAUUUUCUACAACCAACAGCCAAAAACGUUCGAUCAGGCUCUAGAAUUUUGCCGCAGUCGAGGUGGAUCGCUGGUGGACGAAACAAAUCCUGCCCUGCAAGGAUUCCUGAGCUGGGAGCUGUGGCGCAAACACAGGGGAGACUCAAGCGGCCAGUACUGGAUGGGUGCCGUGCGGGACCCGGAGGAUCCCAACAACUGGAAGUGGAUCAACGGCCGCGAUGUAUCCGUCUCCUUUUGGAACCUGCCUGGUGGUAACGAGAACUGCGCUCGUUUUGAUGGCACCAAGGGAUGGCUGUGGUCCGACACCAACUGUAACGCAGGCCUCAACUUUAUCUGCCAGCACCGGCCCCAAACAUGUGGAAAGCCGGAGCAGCCACCAAACUCAACAAUGGUAGGCAACACCUUCAGUGUAGGCAGUAUGGUGGAGUACCGCUGCGAUCCCGGCCACACCCUCGUCGGCCCCGCCCAGCGAUCCUGCCUCGAGUCCGGCUUCUUCAACGAGUUCCCGCCCACCUGUAGAUACCUGGAGUGUGGCCUGCCAGCGCCAAUCCGCCACGGCAGUUAUUCUCUCAUUAACGGAACGCGGUACUACCUGAGCCAAGUGAAGUACGAGUGUGACCCUGGCUAUACCACCAUCGGGCGCGCAGAGUUGGUGUGUGACCUGGACGAGCGAUGGAAUGGCCCUCCCCCGCUGUGCCACCCCGUGACAUGUGACGUCCCUGCACCCAUCCCACACGGCUCCUCAAACCUCUCCUCUCCGACCAUCACCUUUGGGUCUUCUAUUACCUUUUCCUGCAACGAUGGAUACGUGUUGAUUGGCCGCCGCUCUCUCACCUGCACUGCUGAGGGUAUCCUCGACGGCCGGUCUCCUCGCUGCGAAGUUGAUGAGGCGGCGAAACCUUCACUGGAGGAUUUGGCUACGGGAUCAGGCCGACCAGAUGGCAGACCGAGGCGUCCCCCGUUCAGGCCAGACACACUGCGCCCUGGCCCGCCGUACUUAACAGAGGUAGAAGAUAAUAUUGUGGAGGCAGCUAACCCCGGUCUGGCAACUGUCCUGCCCUCGCUGGAAGCUGGCGACAACAACCGCAUCAAUAACAUCAACACUGACCGAGGCCAGAGCGUGAAUGAUCCGACCUUCGACCUGCAUGACGAGAACUCCAAGACCACUGAGAAGCUACACUUGGGUGGUAUCAUCGCCCUCGGUGUGUUCGGCGGGUUUGUUUUCCUGGCAGCAGUCAUCACCACCAUUGUUAUCCUCGUCAGAAGGACCCAACAUGGACCCGCCAAGAAGUACGUCCGUCGUAGUGAUGACGGUACUGCCUCUUCCUACGACUCUUCAUCUUCUGACGGACACGGGCUAAACAAGUACUACAAAAGGGCGUGGGAGAACCUGCGCGAGAGCGGCGGCGACCUGGAGAAGAAUAGUCAUUCUCGCCUUGCCCGCACAGAAACCCUUGACCAACCAGACUUCAGGUCAACUCGCUCGGUGGGACACGAGGGCCUCCGUGACGGGUCCGAGAUGACUGUGAAUGACGUGGCCGCCAUGUACACCCGCCCGGAGAAACGCCGCCACCACCACCACCACCACGGCCACCGCCACAAAGGAGGGCGUGAUACGGAGCGAGACCAUCACGACCGUCAGGACCACCACGACCGCUCCAGCCGCCACGACCGCCACGACCACAGCGAGCGUAAUGACCGCGACUGGCGUGAUCGGGACCGCGAACGCAGGAAGUAUUAAAUGCUUUCCACCGACGACCCAUAAUGAGGCAAGGCACGACCAGAGCAGCGUUGAGACGCAUGCUGACCAACACUAUCACACCUUACCCGCUGUCAAACAUAAAGCGUCCGUUGGUGUCAACUGCUGUCUGCUGAAUAAGAGCUCGACUCAUACCAAGGUUUCUUAUUUUUUUCUUUUUCCUCGAGGUAACGCGUCUUCGUCCCUUUCGGCGUGUUACAACAAGAAGGAAGAACAAGUAACACCAGGAAGAAAGUGUUUGUCUUUACUAAGGUCGCAGCUGUAUCUGCAGAAAUAAAAACUUGACUCCUUCUAUCAUAUAAACAAAUAACCAAUCCUUGCCUCGGAUUUCUUCUGAAGCGCGCCUCGCCGCCGCUGACUUAGUCUUUAUUACGUUAAGAUUCUUAGUAAAUGCAUCUCCCCUUCCCAUUAACCGUGUCGUCUUUUCCUGUGUCUUGAUAGCGAUCUUGACCUCAGCUCAAGCGUCCCUUCUGUGACGUAUCACAGUUGUUGUAGCCAAGAUUAAAACAUAAUACUUUGGUUGUAGCCACGCUGGCCCUCACACUAUCCCGACUUCAGUAAUGUUCACGCUCAAGCACGCCAAACGUAGUGGCAUUAAUUACGCACCCUCCUACCUUAUCACGGCACCCUCAUACUCGUACAACUUUCAUGUCGCACACGGUAGUAGUAUACCUCGUCUCUGCUGACAAGGCUGCAGUGGUGGUGGGUGGCGUGGGCUGCACCGUCCAGCGCCGGGCGUUGGUUCGGCUUGAAUUGCUCAUCUACUCAGUAAUAUUUCCGUCACUCUCAUACUUUUCUUAAUUUCAUGGGUGCAUUACAAUCAUGAUCCUUUACAGUACUGUUGAUUGUCUCCAUUAAUAUAGAAAUGAUGAUACUCUUAGUUGAAGAAUCAACAAUUGGAAGAACGAAACAACUUGUCUUCGAAAAUAUCUAGUAUUAAACUCUAUCUUAAAGUUUCUCGUUGCAUAUUACAUAAUGUAAAUUCUAUUGCGUUUUUAAGGUUUCUGCGAUAAUUUUGAGUAAAAAGUUACUAAAAAACAAUGUUCACAAAUAUUUUCUAUAUAUAGUUUAAUUUCUGUUAAGGAGAUCCAAACCAUGCUGGGUAAUACAAUUGAAAAGAUCAGCGUGAAAACGAUUUAUCGGUAAUGCCACACAUAUCCAAGAAGUCUUCACCCGAUCAAGUCUUGGCUCAUGUGCCAAUAUACUAGAAAGAGAAAGUGGAGUGUGCUCUACGCGGGCACGGGAACACGCAAUGGGAUGGGCUCCACUCGUCCCCUCCCCUUCGAAGUUCCCGCAGCGAUGUGUGUUCUUAGUCUUAUGGAGGCAUUAAUCUCUUUGAUGUACAUGAUUCGCUUGAAGUAUACAGCCGCUGCCUCGCCCUGCCAGCACUGGAGCAGAGGCUCGUAAGGCGACUCAGCGGAACUUUAUGGUAGUUGUAUUUGUUCCCUGUAGAGCACGUUGUUAUAGACUACACGUGAGAUAUUUGGUGUAGCAAUCUGUAUGUAAUCAGUCUGUACGGUAGCAUUAGCUUCCUGGUAAACAUAUUUAUGUUAUUUGUAUGAGUGUUGUAAAGCAUGGAUGUAAUGAAGUUGUUUGCACUAAUGUCAUGUAUGUGUAUAUGUGUAUGAUGCAUAAUAAAUGUUAUGUAUAUAA
This is a messenger RNA of Portunus trituberculatus (swimming crab), 4271 nucleotides long. RefSeq lists its product as uncharacterized. The transcript has 12 exons. Lineage: Eukaryota; Metazoa; Arthropoda; Malacostraca; Decapoda; Portunidae. The coding region runs from base 129 to 2600 and encodes 823 amino acids. The record is from RefSeq and is a predicted model, not a curated record.